UGAUUCUAGUUCCUGGGUCUGUCGGCGACAUCGCCGCCGUUUCCGAGCUUGUCUUCAAGGUGAUCAAGGUGCUCAACAAUACUUGUGGUUCUGCGGUCGAGUACCUCGAACUUCGGGACGAACUCAUCGCCUUCAGCAACGUGCUUGACCUGGUUCAAGAGAAAUUUGCCACCUCUCCAAGCGACGACAACCUACAGACUGCACAACGUCUCAUCUCUACGGAAAUCCUGCAGAGUCGCCUCGUUCUGGCGAAGUUUGUCAAGUCCAUCAAAGGCUACCAUCGCGCCUUUACAUCGGCAGCUCCCAGGAGCCGCAAACGUGCCAUGAAACUCGUUUUUCGAAAGAUAUUUUGGGCGCUCUUCAAGAAAGAAGAUGUAAACGCUGUAUGAC
Molecule: messenger RNA, 390 nt
Organism: Cyclocybe aegerita
Lineage: Eukaryota; Fungi; Basidiomycota; Agaricomycetes; Agaricales; Hemipholiotaceae
Source: the annotation of a GenBank genome assembly